This is a messenger RNA of Striga hermonthica, 972 nucleotides long. NCBI's taxonomy places the organism in Eukaryota, Viridiplantae, Streptophyta, Magnoliopsida, Lamiales, Orobanchaceae. The record is from the annotation of a GenBank genome assembly.
AUGGAUAGUGAAAACCCCGUGUUGGCCUCCUCUGGUGGGACUCCGGCAGUCCUCGUGCGGGCCCCACAGGAGAAAGGGUUGGCCGGGUUCGCGGUCGACUUCAUGAUGGGCGGAGUGUCGGGGGCCGUAUCCAAGACAGCGGCGGCCCCACUCGAGCGGGUGAAGCUGCUGAUACAGAAUCAGGACGAGCUGAUCAAGUCCGGGAGGCUGAGAGAGCCGUACCAGGGCGUCGGGGACUGUUUUCGCCGGACAAUAAGGGACGAGGGCUUCCCUGCUCUCUGGAGGAGUAACACCACUAACGCCUUCAAUUUCGCGUUCAAGGAUUACUUCAAGGGGCUUUUCAACUUCAAGAAAGAUAGAGAUGGGUACUGGAAAUGGUUUGCAGGUAACUUGGCCUCGGGCGGUGCUGCCGGGGCUUCUUCUUCUUUACUCGUUUACUCAUUGGACUAUGCUCGUACGAGAUUGGCAAACGAUGCCAAGGCCGCUAAAACCGGUGGAGGAAGGCAGUUCAACGGCCUGGUCGAUGUCUACAGGAAGACCUUGGCGUCAGACGGCAUUGCUGGAUUGUAUCGUGGGUUUAAUAUAUCUUGUGUCGGGAUCAUUGUCUACCGUGGCCUCUACUUUGGAAUGUAUGAUUCUUUGAAGCCGGUGCUUCUCACCGGAAACAUGCAGGAUAGUUUCUUUGCCAGCUUUGCUCUCGGUUGGGCCGUCACAAACGGUGCUGCUCUUGCAUCAUACCCCAUUGAUACAGUUCGCAGAAGGAUGAUGAUGACCUCUGGUGAAGCUGUCAAGUACAGAAGCUCUCUGGAUGCGUUUUCUCAAAUCGUGAAGAAUGAGGGUCCGAAAUCCCUCUUCAAGGGUGCCGGUGUCAACAUUCUACGGGCCAUAGCAGGUGCUGGCGUGCUUGCUGGCUAUGAUAAACUCCAGUUGGUCGUCUUCGGGAAGAAGUAUGGAUCAGGUGGUGGUGCUUAA